This is a messenger RNA of Drosophila gunungcola (fruit fly), 744 nucleotides long. Its product is annotated as TOX high mobility group box family member 3. Lineage: Eukaryota; Metazoa; Arthropoda; Insecta; Diptera; Drosophilidae. The record is from RefSeq and is a predicted model, not a curated record. The coding region runs from base 8 to 607 and encodes 199 amino acids. The transcript has a single exon.
ACUUCCCAUGGCUGGAUCCACAGUCUCUUGUACACAAUUCGAGAUGAAGGCAGCUAUAGUUUUGGCACUGAUCGGUUCAGUUUUGGCUGCUCCGCCACUUGUGGUGAUGGUGACGCCAGUUCGCGACUUUGACCAGUAUGCUCAUAUAUUUGCGGAGGUACGACCAGCGGGACAAACAUCUCAACAUCACAAUCAGCCUCAAAAUUUGGAGAUUGAUGUCAAGCAGCCAAAUCAUCAGGUGGAGUUGGAUAUUAAGCCCGUGGAACAGAAGCCACCUCAGCACCUGGAGAUCGAGAUCAACAAGCAACAUGAAAACUCUGCCCAGGAGCACUUGGUCCAUUUGGAAGUAAAGCCAGUGGAGCACAAGCAGCCUCAACACUUGCAGGUGGAAAUCAAGCAGCAGCACUCGAACUCUCCUUCUAAUCACCAGAUGGAUCACAAGCUUCCUCAGCACAUGGAAGUUGAGAUCAAGCAGCAGCAGCAACAUCAACACCUGGUUUCUUUGUCAGCCAAGCCCGAAGAGCAGAAGCAUCCCCAGCAUAUCGAAGUGGAUGUCGUUCAGGAGAAUAAGCCAAAUCAGCACUUGAACCUCAACCUGCACCAAUAGAGCUGCAAUAGAUGUAUUCGUACAUAUAACAAAGGGCAUUAAAUAUGUAUAAUUACAAAGAGAGCGUUUUCACUGGCCCCUUUCACUCCCAAGGUGCUUGUAAAGUGAGAAAUAAAUAAAAAUGGUUAGCCCGUGAA